AUGUUUUGGCAUCAAAUCGCACAAUUCACGAAGUUCUUCAUGGCCAUCCAGGGACCCAAUGGGGCAUCUCUGGAGGAGAUAGAGACUUUUCUUCGUCUAGAGCAGCCAAAAUUCUCGGCUGCUAACGAUGUUUCAGAGGCUUCCCGCCGCCUCUUUGAGUUUUUCAGGAAGUACCCUGGCUUUACUGACUUCGGCGAGCGAAUUUAUCCAUCUCCUAGUUGGUCUGCGGAAGUAUUAGGGACCAAGAACACGCGACUCUCGGAAGAUGGUGAGCCUGUGUUUCGUGCCGUCGCUGCAUCCUUUUCUCACGGAAUUCUUGCCACGGAAAUUUCUUCAAAGACUAAGCUGGACAGUCGGCAGGUGUCUCGCUUCAUUAAGAUCUUAUCAGGAAACAGACUGGUGUAUUCACUUUCUGUGACACUUACAGGGGCAAUCAAGGACUACUGGGGAACUAACACAUCCAACAUCGUGUGGGCCACCAUCUUUCUUGGUAGGAGAUCUGAUGAAGAGUUGCGUGAAGCAUUUAUAGAGUAUACUCGGGGGUUAAGCAGCUUUGGGGCUCAUUCUCACCAGCCAGAAGGCCAAAAGGCUCCCACUGCCAUGAUGGUGUGUCAGUAUCUAGCCUCUACUGGAAGAGAGCAAGCAUACGAGGACAUCCUAGAUCACUUUAUUAAGGAACUAGGCGUAGAUUCCGCAAAGGCUCGUAAAACUCUCAAUGUUCAGCUUGACACUAUUACGACUGCCCUCGAUAAGGCAGGUGUUCUAGGAAGCUAUGUAAAAUUGGGGGAUACACUGGUAUACUCUCGCUUUUUGACACCCCAAAGUCUCAGUUUCAAGCCUCUUAGUGCAAUCCGCCGUGAAAACAAGGGCUCGCAGAACAUCUUUCAUAUGAGCCCCAUGUCUCCUAUGACAUUUAGCCCCAACUUUCUUUUUCUUACUUCCGCGCAAACCCUUGCAUCAGCGCAGCAAGUCUUACCAUCACUGACCUUGUAUCCCAUUGAUGGAUUUACUCCUAUCGAAGUAAGUCUUUUAAUUCCACUCACUUAUGGAAAUAGGGUAUCUACUGUGACAGAGCUCCUACUUAUAAAGAUUUUUCAGGCUGGAGAAGAAGGCAUUCAGCUUACUAAUUUGAGAGACCAAUUCUGUCUAGCACGAAAGGUCAUGGAAUGGAUUUCAGACGUCCUAGUCUCCUCUUUUCCCGUUGUAAAGUCCGAGGAAUCGGGGGCGUUCAAAUAUUGGUACUUUCCUCAUGGACCUCAAGCUCUUUACACGCCUCUUUUCGACUCCCCUGCGAAGACAUCCUCUGGGUCUGGCUCUAGACGAUCAUUUGAGCGCAAAAUCAGGUAUGGUUAUUCCCGCCUUGCUGGCUUUCUUUCAACUAAUCAUAGUGGCCCCACUAGCUCUGCCCUCAGUGUCAGCUUAUCUACAAAUAGUAUAACUGUUCAUGAGAUGCAUCAGGAGGAAGACUCUCCUCUUAAGCAGACGCUUCUGUGCGCCACACCAACAGAUAAUGCUCCUCAGAAGCCCAGCACACCUAUUCUAACACCUUUGGGCUGCUUCUUUCCUGAUGCUCUCGAGUGUGCCCUUAUAACAUAUGAUACUCAGAGAAAUAUUGCAAUGAGUGCCAAAGCACAGCUUAUUCUCAGCUUCUUUCGGCUCACACCGCUAUACAUCCAGCAAGAUCUUGUCCAACUUGCUUCACUGCUUCCUGCAGAGGUAUAUACCUCCUUUCCACUCUCUUAUGGAUUCAAAGACCUAACAAAGAAAAAGACAGACAGAAAGGUUGUGCAGCGGUCAAUUGAUUACCUUCUGGAGACAGGGUACAUACUCGAGUCUUCUGUGUCAAUAGGCGCAAAGACAUGUACUGUUUACUAUCGUUCAGAUAUAUUUGUAAUGGAUACGCACGAACUUGGUGACUCUCCUACCUCUGGGUUUCUUCAGAAUAUGCCGAAUCUUUUAGAUCGUCUCAAGGUCUACCUAUCCACUCUUCCAACUUUGCUAGCUCGUGACGAGACAGACGCAGGCAUAGGUGCUGACCUCGAACAAGACUACCUUAAUGAUCCUGGCCGAGAAGGUAGUGCAGAGCUGUCCUCUGGGUCUGAGUCAUCUACUCUAUCCUGGAUGACCUCUUGCAUGCCAGAAUUGACUGGUUAUGAAAGCACAGAUGUAUUUCUCCAUGAUUUGAAUAGUCAUGUGAAGCGCUCCAACGUAAAAGUUGUAGUCUUAGCAGGGUCCACACGGAGCGAACAGUCAAUGGCUCAAGUCUCUGCAUAUCUUUCUUCUUGUUCUGAGACGCUUAUGGCUAUUAAGGCUGAUAUCUCUCGCACAAAGAGAAAGUACACUCUGCGCAAGCUCAUGCUCCUGCACAUCGUACUCUUGCAAUCAAUCAAGGACAUGGCUCAUUCAUCUGUGUCUGACAUAUCUCUUUGCGAGGCUCUUACCUUCUCAGAAUAUGCAUACCUGUUUCCUUUCCCAGAAUCUUCUCCCCUCUACCAUCUUUUCUUGCCCUAUCUGCUUUCUUUUCCCAAUACUUUUAUUUAUAAAGUGAGCAAUCCGGCACUUUAUUUAUUGGUGCUUAAUAAUUUUUUUGUUCUAAGAAUGGGAAAAUAUCGUGAGUGGCUCCAGCAUAUAGAUGUUCUUCACUGGUCCAUUGAACAGCCAGAUGCUAAGAUCAAGAAUCAUAUUCAUAGGACGGUUUCGCAUCUUCCUUCGCUAAAGCUUAGUGAUCUUAAGAGACACCCCAUUAUACUGAAUAACGUUUUGUCAGCUCUGUACUCCUCGCUUUACGUAUCUGGCAUUGGGGCCACAAUCAGAGCAGUUCAUGAAGCUGACACCAUAAGCAUAGAGCUUCUGGAGCCCAUCUCUGUUUCUACAGAACAGGAGCUAGUGCUGUUCUGGUCGCUUCUAGAGGACUUUUCUUUGCGCGUGUACAUGGCUUUAAAGCUGUGCACAGAUGAGGGACCAAUAAGCUUAUCCUGCUUGUGCAAUGAGCUAGCUAUCUAUACCCUGAUACGUUCGUGGAUAGUCAAUUCAGAAACACUGGCAUUUUUGAAGGAACGACUGGGUGAUUUAGAUUUUGCCUCCACUAUCCAAUCGUCUGUGUCCAAAGCCCAGGAAGCAGCCAUGUCUCUUUGCGAUACUAUAGGCCAACAAGGUGUCAUUGUUCACAUCAAUGCAUUUAUGGGUGCAGUGCAGAAGGAGCUGCAAAGGCUCUUUGAGGCCGAGGAGUGUAGCUACGCAAGAGCAAGUCUGCAGCACUCUGUCACGAAUCUGCUUAUACUGGACUAUCACAGCUUAGCCACUGCAGCUGUGAGCGAUCUGCCUUUAAAGUACCUAGAUCUUCACUUUGAUGGCUCGCUGGAUAAAGCCUUUGAGUACUAUCGCUCUUCCCAGUGGAACACUUUGCACUUUAUUCUGCACUCUAUGAAGAUCGUCACAUUGGCCUUUUAUGAUUUCCUGAGCCAAUCCGAACCUAAUGACCACAAUCCUCAACAUUGUGUUUACAUUCCCAGUGUUUCUUUGAAGCCCGAAGACAUAGAUAAGAAUAUCCUCAUUCAGUGCGUACCAGAUACCAGGCAUAAAGUACAUAAGGUUCAGCUUUCUCAGGCCCUUGUGGCUCGAGCUUCUGCUCCAGUUUCAUACUGGGUUGAUAAGGUGCUACUGAACAUGAGGCCCAGAGGGGGUAAUUCGUCGUCUCUCUCCAUUAACAUGCAGCCUACUGACAGUAGGGGAACCGAGUACUGCUCCAUGUCCUUGUUUACAAAUAGUCCUUGGCUAUUGGCAUUCAGCACCGAAUCAAUUGCUGCAAUGAAGGCUACAGGAGCAUCAAUCUUUCAAAAGUAUAACAGAGACAUCCAGCGAAUGCGGUCUGCUCGCUCUUCACGUCUCACACCUGCAUUGCAAAGGCAAAGACAUAAGCAGAAACAAGAGCUGCAUCUUCGUGAAGAAUUUGCACUCUUGCUAUGCGAGGAAUCAGAACCCAAGAACCAUCCCACGGAGCAAGUACGUGCGUUGACAGUAGAGGACCUCACAGAGAUGGUAGCACAAUACAGAGCAUCACGCCGAUAUAUUAGCUUGAGUGAUGAUGAACUUCGAUAUUGGGAGCACUGCAUGAUGCAUUAUAUGUCCCUAUUUCGUGUAGUAUCACCAUGGAUGAGAGGAUAUGCUUCUAGCAAGCCCAACAGUGAAGAGGACGGCGUGGUAGCUUUAUUGCAAGAACAAUCCAGUUGUACCUUAACAGCUGUGAUUGAAAAGUACAUAAAAACCAACGCAACAAAGAGGGAUUUUAUCACGUACGGACGGAUAUAUUCAAUGGCCGCGCUUUCUCUUGUAAGCCCAGAGAUAGAUGUCCUCAUAGAUCUUCCAUCAGCUAAGGAGAGAAGCUUGCUCUUAGGAAAGUUCUCAGAUGUAAUUACGUCCAUUGUCCGUAACACCUAUCGAGAAAGGCAACUUUCUGAUCCAUCUGAAACGGUCAGAGUGGCCAACCUGCUGUACUUAUUGACUAAUAAAAUAAACCAAUCUCCGUCUAAAAAAUUACAAUCUAAGCUACUGAUUGAAAAAGACAUUCUUAUCAACUGCAUAAACUCAGAUUCCCUUAAGGUGGAAUUUGAUUUUGAAGGAGCAGCUGACCCUGAUUGCAUAACAUAUGUGUACGACAAGAGAUUCUUUGAUCUUUGGCAGCCCGGUUUUCUCUUGCUGUGCAACGAUAUCGCCCGUCAAUCGUCUGCAAGUCCAGCUACCUGUUAUGAUUGUUCCCACAUGAUAGAUGCGGAGGAGCAUAUAUCUCUUCUAAUACAGUGUAUUUUAUCGUGCAAUAUGCUCCACCAUGCCAACCCUAUCAUAACAUAUAACACAGAUCAGCGCGCUCUCAAAGUAUGUUAUAGUACACACCGUCUUCUUCUAAGAAGAACAGAUUAUACUGAAAAACAAAGUCUAUCACGAAGCGGCGACACCAUUCAAAGUCUCAUUAGCUUCUUGUGCUUGCCUUACUUGUGCAAUGCAAUAAUACACUCUACAAAUGUACUCCUUAACGACACCAGUAACGGGAAAGCAUUAGCGUGUCAGAGGUUGCGGGAUAUUGUGUGCAGUUUUCGCAACAAGGUGAUCUUGCAGCAGCACAAGUGGGCCAGAGAAAUCAGGAUGUUCAUGGCAUGUACGCUAUGGAAUCCAUCUCAAGUUAACAUUACAGCCGAUGGAGCCGCCCUUCGCGCCAUUGAGUCAAUGGCUAGUAAUAGCAUGAGUGACUUUUCUUUGCAAUAUCUGUUGGCAUCUGGGUAUGCUCGACAACAAGAAUACGGAUCUUUGGGGUACUCAGUUUCCAAAACACUACAGAAGCCUAGCCUAAUAUCUGCCGAUAGCCGAAAUAGCUACCUCAGUAAUAUCGAUAUGGGUACAAUGACUGUACACCAUGCCUUUCUCCUCCUACCUUCUAUUCUGUUUGGACUACAUCGUCAGCGGUACCGCCUAUCAGGGAGCACGAUAGAAGAGCUCAGGAUUAUCGAUCCCUGCUCUAUAAUUGAUCUGGAAUUUGGUGAGGAAGAUACAUCAUUCAACCCCGUAGAAGAUAUCCUUGAGACGUAUGCUGGCAUGGACGACGCUGUGAGCGCAAUGAUAGGUGACGCAAUCCAGGGCUUCCAAGAGAUUGGGUUGGAGCUUGUCUGUCCCUUAGUCAAUUUGACUGAAGAUUGUAAUUCUACACAAAAACAAGGCAUAGACAUAUUGCUGCAGAAGUAUAAUGAUACUAACUUAAGCCUGACGCUUUUCAACUGCCCAGAGAGUAAAGAUAUUUUACUAGGCAGCGGUUUCUUCGUCCCUAGACGACUAAUAACUGAAACGGUGUUUGUUCCUCUCGAGACCUUCUUAGCAAGUUCCAGCUAUGAGCAGUUUGCGACGGAGUUUUCUGCCAUCAGCCCUGCAAACUGCUCUAUAGAUUAUGCUGAUGGUAAUAGAUACGAAGCGGAGCUAUCUCUUCGCCAAAUAAUAUCUCUCAUUUCACUUUGUCCUGGCAUAACCUUAGAUCGUUUGUGCACCGCAUGUGUUCCACUGCUUCCCACAACGGUUUGCUUCCUUCUUAAUAUUCUCAUAUGGGACGAAGCUGUCGAGGCAAGGGUAAUGGUUUCUUUGCCCGAUGGGUACUCUGUUCAAAAAGUCAUUUCAGACAUUUUAGUAAUUGAGUCCACUGAGUUUUCCAGAGUGGUUCUAAGCACAAAUGUAGAGCACUUGGCAGACGGACUGUACAAUAACAUAGUGCAGACUUAG
Molecule: messenger RNA, 6258 nt
Organism: Giardia duodenalis
Lineage: Eukaryota; Fornicata; Diplomonadida; Hexamitidae
Exons: 1
Coding region: 1-6258 (2085 amino acids)
Source: RefSeq, a predicted model, not a curated record